This is a messenger RNA of Trichoderma citrinoviride, 906 nucleotides long. Its product is annotated as NAD(P)-binding protein. Gene Ontology annotation, molecular function: methionine adenosyltransferase regulator activity. The record is from RefSeq and is a predicted model, not a curated record. NCBI's taxonomy places the organism in Eukaryota, Fungi, Ascomycota, Sordariomycetes, Hypocreales, Hypocreaceae. Gene Ontology annotation, biological process: S-adenosylmethionine biosynthetic process. Gene Ontology annotation, cellular component: methionine adenosyltransferase complex. The transcript has 2 exons. The coding region runs from base 1 to 906 and encodes 301 amino acids.
AUGGUCAGCAAGCUCUCCAACGGCCAUCAACAACAGCCACGCUUUCUCAUAUGGGGAGGCAAUGGCUGGAUUGCCGGCCAGCUGAAACGCCUCUUGGAGGACCAGGGCAAGGAAGUUCACACCACGACCAUCCGCAUGGAAAACCGGGAGGCUGUGCUGUCCGAGCUCCUCCUCACCAAGCCAACUCACGUUCUUAACGCUGCUGGAUGCACUGGGAGGCCCAAUGUCGACUGGUGCGAGGACAACAAGCCCCAGACGGUGCGAUCCAAUGUCGUUGGCACCUUAAACUUGGCAGAUGCCUGCUUUCAAGCCAAUAUCCAUUGCACCAUUUUUGCUACUGGGUGUGUAUAUCAGUACGACAAGACCCAUCCGGUUGGUGGGCGUGGCUAUACAGAGGAAGACCGCCCAAACUUUGAGGGGAGCUUCUACUCCUUGACCAAGGGCCAUGUUGAGCCGGUUUUGAGCAGUUACCCCAACUGCCUCAUCCUCCGUCUACGCAUGCCUGUUAGCGAUGACCUUCACCAGCGCAACUUUGUGACAAAGCUCCUCAGCUAUGAGAAGGUGGUCAACGUUCCCAACAGCAACACCAUGCUUCGUGAUCUCCUGCCCGCCUCCAUCAUUCUUGCAGAACAUGGUGAGACUGGCGUCUACAACUUUACCAACCCAGGCGCCAUCUCUCACAACGAGGUGCUCACGCUUUUCAAGGAGAUCGUAAGGCCGGACCUGAGCUGGGAAAACUUCACCCUAGAAGAACAAGCCAAGGUCAUCAAGGCGGACCGGAGUAACUGCGCGCUGGACACGACAAAGCUGGUGAAGAAGCUCAAGGAGUAUCAGUACGAGAUUCCUGAAGUCCACGAAGCGUACGAGAAGUGCUUCGAGCGCAUGAAGUCUGCAGGAAUCAAAUAA